AGAACAAUACCAGUCGAUCGCCCUCUGUCUCUGGCCCAGAAAAAGAAGACUCUGCUUUUUGCAACAUGUAUGACCAUGUACGCAAUGGCGGCAUCGCAUUUUGGCAUCACUCUUUUCUGUCUGUUUCUGGACAACCGGCGGUCGCUAGAGAUCCAGACCAGCGCCCUGUCCUGCCUGGCUGCUGAUGCGGCACCAAGCUCCUCCAUGCAAUGCUCCUGGGCAGGAACACCAACGAACAAGAUCUUUACUUCGGCUGUCACGAAUAUGAGCCGGCAGCUUUCCACGUUGCUGUCUGUCGUGCUUGGCAACUCGGUUGUGCUCUGGAGAGGAUGGGUGCUCUGGCCGCGGAGACGCGUCGUACAGGUCAUUUCAGGAUUUCUUAUUUUCGCCACUGUCGGAUUAUUCAUUUCAGGCAUCGUCGUGCAACAUACCGCCUCCCAGGAGUUCAUCCCAUCGGGCGGGGUCCUGUCGUUGUGGCUGACAAACCUCUGGGCGACAUCGCUCGUAGCAUACAGGGCGUGGCAGCACCGACAACAGAUCAGGUGUCAUUUGCGCGCUGGGCUUCGUACGCGGGCAGAAAGGGCGCUCCUGCUCUUCAUCGAGUCAGGCUCGCUCUACUGCGUUCUCUGGACUUUCCUCAUGGUGUCGAGCAUCAUCAACUACCGCCUCAUGCUCGGCCCCGAGUCAGGGGGCCUGUCGCGCAGCGGCACGGCGGCCUUCAUUAACAGGACGCAAGUCCUCGAGGCGAGCUGCCUCAUCGACCUCGUGGGCAUGUACCCGACGGCAGUGAUCGCGCUCGUCGAGGCCUCGAACCGCUACGCACAGCGCACGCUCUGUAUGGACGACAUCGCGACGCCGCCCGUGCGCCUGCCCGCCGGCGGGGCGUCUCCGCCCCACCUGGAUCUGCGGGCCGAGACUGCGGCCGACGACGUGUUGCACUUGUGUUUCGAGGACGCUGGGGGAGGCGCACCAGGUUUGGAGGCGAAGGGCAGGCGCGACGAGUGUGCGUUUGACGAUGCAGGGGAUAUGAAGGUCGCGCGUGCUGUUGUGUGAUUUGGCGCGCUCUGCUGUUUGUGAAAGCGACUGCAUGUGCUGUAAUUGAGUAUAGAAUAUGAAUAUGCUGAGUAUGCUC
Molecule: messenger RNA, 1132 nt
Organism: Phanerochaete carnosa HHB-10118-sp
Lineage: Eukaryota; Fungi; Basidiomycota; Agaricomycetes; Polyporales; Phanerochaetaceae
Exons: 6
Coding region: 70-1053 (327 amino acids)
Source: RefSeq, a predicted model, not a curated record